AUGGCUCUGCCCUCGGGCGCGGCUCCACACAGAAGACGCGGAGCAGCGCUAAGUCAACACUUAAAGGGUUUGGACGAACACAGCUCUAUUAGCCCGAGGCACCUCCACAGCCAUCACAACUACCACAACCUCCACAACCUCCGCCAUCACUGCCUCCAGAACCAUCAUAGCCUCCACAGCCACCACAACCUCCAUAGCCACCACAACCUCCACAGCCAUCACAACUACCACAACCUCCACAGCCAUCACAACUACCACAGCCACCACAACCUCCACAGCCAUCACAACUACCACAACCUCCACAGCCACCACAACUACCACAACCUCCACAGCCACCACAACUACCACAACCUCCACAGCCAUCACAACUACCACAACCUCCACAACCUCCGGCAUCACUGCCUCCAGAACCAUCAUAACCUCCACAGCCACCACAACCUCCAUAGUCACCACAACCUCCACAGCCAUCACAACUACCACAGCCACCACAACUACCACAGCCACCACAACUACCACAACCUCCACAGCCACCACAACUACCACAACCUCCACAGCCAUCACAACUACCACAACCUCCACAACCUCCGCCAUCACCACCUCCACAGCCAUCACAACUACCACAACCUCCACAACCUCCGCCAUCACCACCUCCACAGCCACCACAACUACCACAACCAUCACUGCCUCCACAACUACCACAGCCACCACAACCUCCGCCAUCACAUCCUCCACUGCCAUCACAGCCAUCACAGCCUCCACUGCCAUCACAGCCACCACAACCUCCACAGCCACCACAACCUCCACAGCCAUCACAACUACCACAGCCACCACAGCCACUACAUCCUCCACAGUCACCACGACUACCACUGCCAUCACAGCCUCCACAUCCUCCAUAACCUCCACAGUCAUCCCAGCCUCCAAUACCACAACCUCCACAUCCUCCACAAUCACCACAGCCACUGA
Engraulis encrasicolus (European anchovy) is the source of this 963-nucleotide messenger RNA. Its product is annotated as histidine-rich glycoprotein-like. The record is from RefSeq and is a predicted model, not a curated record. Lineage: Eukaryota; Metazoa; Chordata; Actinopteri; Clupeiformes; Engraulidae. The transcript has 3 exons. The coding region runs from base 1 to 963 and encodes 320 amino acids.